Molecule: messenger RNA, 1122 nt
Organism: Caenorhabditis remanei
Lineage: Eukaryota; Metazoa; Nematoda; Chromadorea; Rhabditida; Rhabditidae
Exons: 8
Coding region: 1-1122 (373 amino acids)
Biological process (GO): isocitrate metabolic process; tricarboxylic acid cycle
Cellular component (GO): mitochondrion
Molecular function (GO): magnesium ion binding; NAD binding; oxidoreductase activity, acting on the CH-OH group of donors, NAD or NADP as acceptor
Source: RefSeq, a predicted model, not a curated record
AUGUUCUCGAAACUUCCAAUCCAGGCGGCGCGUGGAGCAGCCUCCGCGAUCCGUACCCAUCAGAUUCCAGGGCAUCGACUCCCACUUGCCAAGUACGGUGGUCGUCAUACGGUAUGCGCGUUGCCAGGAGAUGGAAUCGGGCCAGAGAUGAUCGCUCAUAUCAAGAAUAUCUUCUCGUUUUGUCAUGCGCCGAUCAACUUCGAAGAGGUCCAAGUCUCGUCGUCUCUUCUCGAUGGUGAUAUGGAUGCGGCACUCUUGGCGAUUCAGAGAAAUGGAGUUGCCAUUAAGGGAAACAUCGAGACAAAACACGACGACCCACAAUUCAACUCUCGUAACGUGGAACUCCGAACCAAAUUAGAUCUCUACGCCAAUAUUCUUCACUGUGUCACUAUUCCAAGUGUUCCGUCCAGACAUAAUGGAAUCGACAUUGUUCUCAUCCGUGAGAACACGGAAGGAGAGUACUCUGGAUUGGAGCAUGAGACAGUUCCAGGAAUUGUGGAGAGUAUUAAGAUCGUAACCCGUGAGAAGAUCGAGAGAAUCUCAAGAAUGGCGUUUGAAUAUGCGAAGGCUAAUGGAAGAAAGAAGGUCACCGCAGUGCACAAGGCCAAUAUUCAGAAGCUUGGAGAUGGACUUUUCUUGAAGGUGGUGCGUGACAUGUCUGAAGACUACAAAGACAUCAAAUUCGAGGCGAUGAUCGUCGACAACGCGUCGAUGCAACUCGUCUCGAAACCCCAACAAUUCGACGUGAUGGUAAUGCCGAAUCUCUACGGAAACAUCAUUUCCAACAUUGCUUGCGGACUCGUCGGAGGGCCUGGAUUGGUGUCUGGAAUGAAUUUGGGCGACAAGUACGCUGUAUUCGAGACAGGAACUCGUAACACUGGAACUUCUCUCGCUGGAAAAGAUAUUGCCAAUCCGACUGCUUUUAUCAGAGCAAGUGUUGAUAUGUUGAGAUAUUUGGGAUGUCAUUAUCACGCGAAUAUUAUUUCUGAUGCGUUGUGGAAGGCGUUGACAGAGCAGAGAAUUCACACGAGAGAUAUUGGAGGAGAUAAUUCGGCAUCCGACGUCGUCAAUGCAACCCUCCAGAACAUCGAGAAGUUGAUGGAGGAGAACCCAAAGAACUAG